Molecule: messenger RNA, 6127 nt
Organism: Limanda limanda (common dab)
Lineage: Eukaryota; Metazoa; Chordata; Actinopteri; Pleuronectiformes; Pleuronectidae
Product: remodeling and spacing factor 1-like
Exons: 17
Coding region: 1-4689 (1562 amino acids)
Biological process (GO): regulation of DNA-templated transcription
Cellular component (GO): RSF complex
Source: RefSeq, a predicted model, not a curated record
AUGGCUGCUUCGGCGGCAACGGCGAGUUGUUCCCCGGGUUUGAGUCCGAACUACGCCGCAGUCUGCUCGUUCCUGGCCCGGUACGGAGCGCUGCUGGACCUGCCGGAGCUCACCUUCCCGCAGCUGGAGCGAUGUCUGCGGGACACCGCCGCAGUCCCGAAGCUGCUGGUCGAUCUUCACGUGAAGCUGCUGAGGAAGAUCGGCAAGUCGGUGUCAGCAGACCGAUGGGAGAAAUAUCUAGUCAAGGUGUGUCAAGACUUCAACGCAACAUGGGCGUGGGAACUGGAAGAGAAGGGAUACAAGGAGAUGACGUUAGAGAGCAAGACGGCAAUACUUAAAUAUUUGUGUGAGUGUCAGUUUGAUGAAAAUGUCAAGUUCAAAACCGCAAUCAACGAGGAGGACCCGGAUAAGAUGCGUCUGCAGCCGAUCGGCCGAGACAAAGACGGUCAGAUGUACUGGUUUCAGCUGGACCAGGAGGACAACGUGCGCGUGUACAUCGAGGAGCAGGACGACUCGGACGGGUCCUCGUGGAAAUGCAUCGUUAGAGAACGAAACGACUUGGCCGAGGUUGUGGCGCUGCUGAAGACGCAGAUCGACCCCGAGCUGUUGAGAAGGGACGAGUUGAAAAAGGAAAACAAUCCCGAUGGCGAAGGGGACAAAAAAGGUGAAGUUAAAAAGUCUGACAGCUCAUCAGAUGAAGACCACAAAGACCCCAACAAAGCUGCUUGUCCGGUUUCACCAAAGACAGAGGACAAUGAGAAAGAGACGCAGAAAGAAAACUUGAAAUCAGAAGCUUCUGAGGUCAAAUCUCUCAAUGGCAUCAUCGAAAGCAAAAGUGAAGCAGAACUUCUUUCAGAAAACAUCAGUACAAAAGCCCAGAGCAUCAAAGAAGAGCCGAUGGAGGUGACGGACAUGAAAACAGCGACAUGUGAACCGGCCUCUGUAACGUCAUGUUUGUCAGUGAAGGCAGAAAAGGGCGAAGAGGUGAAGAGGAUCAGCGCAGAGGAGAUUCAACAGGCUCUGAAUAACGACCAGCAGGCCAAAAUCCCCCUGAAGAAGAGAGGAAUGAAGUUUACUGAAGACUUUGAGAAAACCACCGCCAACACGGUGCAAACGCCGUCUGUGUCACAGGUUAGAGAGGCUCCCAAAGGAGACGCCGGUCCUGAACAUACAAAGAAAACACAGAGUGUAAACAAACAUGUUAACGGUGAAAUUAAACCUGAGUUGGAGAAGGAUCUCCAGAGUCUGAGCAAGACGUUAAAAGACGUCUCUGCCGCCGACAAAAAACAGACGACUGACCAUUCUGUGGUUAAACCUGUAGAACCAAGAAAACAUGACUCGACGUCCACAGAGAAAAAGACGAAGGAUAAAAAAGAUGAAGCCGGCAGUGCAAAGGUUACUGAGGAGGUCGCAUCGCACCAGGAGAACUCGGAUAAGAAAAAUCUAGCAAAGGAAAACGACCCAGCAACGGAAAAGAAAGAAGCACACAAGUCUCCUCCUCCACCAAAAGGAGAAUCACCACCUCUACCUAGAGAUGUAAGAAAAGCACCGGAGGAGUCGUCUAAUCACAAAGAGUGUGUGAAGACGAAAGAGAGCCCGGCCGGUACAAAAGAGUCUUCUGCUGCAUCAUUAAAGCAAACUGAUAAAACAUUAACAACCGAUGAGUCAGAGAAACUAAAUUUAAAUCAUGAAGCCACGUCCAAAGACCCAGAAUCAAAAGAUUUGCAGAAGAAACCAGCAUCAGAGUCCACUCAGACUGAGAAAACAGAAGAAACAUCAAACAGAACAGAAAACAUGAAGCGAACUGUGAGCGAUAAAGAUGCUGAAGAAUCCAAAACAUCUGUGACUAACACAGAGAAAUCAGACAAAUUGGCAACAAAAGCGACGCCAGGAGUCAUUAAGACAACAGCCGCCGGCAAAGUUCCUCCAAAGGAACGCGAUGAUUCUGGAAACACAAAGUCGCAAUCCCUCAUUAAAAAGACAGAAAAGGUAAAAGAGGGUGACGAGGCAGAGGAUCGAGAAGUCACUCAAACUUCUACUGUCAUUAAAAAGGUGGAUAAGGAAACAGUUAGUGAGAAAUCAGAGGAAACACCCGACGUCAAGGAGAGCGCGGAUUCUUCUGUUUUCAAAACGGUUGAUAAAUCAGAAUCAUGUAAAACGGCCGAGAAGCAGCCGAGUGCAACGGUCGCUGAGACAACGCCAGAGGAAAACCGUCCAGCCUCUAAAAAGCUCGACAAGACAGAGAAGCCGGAGGACACAAAGAAAACUGUCGACUGUGAAGACAAUAUGAUCCACGAUGUCACCAAGAUAAGCAAAUCCAAAAUGGAGAAAUCUGAAAGCAAAGAAGCUGAAGCCGAAUCCUCGACUGGAACUGAAAAGCCGGCUCAUCCGAGCAAAGAACCGCCAACCGAUAAACCCGAAGCUGAGGAACGUAAGAGCAAAAGCGAAGAGGAGGAUUCAAACACUAAAAAAGAGGCGAACGGCAGCGGCGUUCUGGAGGCAGCGAUUCGCCGAAAACGCAAGCGUCCGGGCCACCGAAGGAGAGUUGUGGUUAAGAGAGUGGAGCGGCAAGAGGACUCGGAGUCCGACACCAACACGGGGAGAUCGCUCCGAAGGUCGCCGAGGAUCUCCAGGCCGACGGCGAAGGUGGUGGAGAUCCACGACAGGAAGUUGGAGAAAUCGCAGGCGACUCCGCCAACAGAGAAGGAAGAGGACGACAAGGAGGAGAAAGAGAAAGACGAGGAAGAGGAGGAAGAGGAAGAUGCGGGGAAGGUCGUCCAGAAGAAACCGAGAGAGAAAAAGGUGGAUCAGGAGGGUCAGUCCAAACCAAAGGGGCGAAGGAGACGGAAGGUUCGCUGGUCGAACACUCGGACGCGCCGCAAAAAGAAAAGCUCCGAAGACGAGGAGGAGCACAGCGGAGAGGAAUCCAGCGAGGAGGAGACUGAGGAUGAGGACGACAGCGACGAAGACUACAAGGUGGAGCGGGGGAAGAGGAGGCGGAACCGGAUCCGAGAGAGGCGGAGCUCGGACUCCGAAACGUCCUCUGACGACGACCUACCUCCGAACGACGACCCCUGCAAACACUGUGGUCUCCCAAAUCACCCCGAGCUGAUCCUGUUGUGCGACUCGUGCGACAACGGCUACCACACAGCGUGUCUGAGGCCUCCGCUCAUGAUCAUCCCCGACGGAGAAUGGUUCUGUUCUCCCUGUCAACACAAGCUGCUCUGUGAAAAGCUAGAGGAGCAGCUUCUGAACCUCGACGCCUCUUUGAAGAAGAAGGAACGAGCGGAGAGACGGAAAGAGCGUCUUAUUUACGUUGGAAUCAGUCUUGAAAACAUCAUCACACCCUCCGCGGAGGUGGAGGAGGAGAAACCGGAGAUCGUAAUCAAAGAGAAGAAAGAAGUGAAGAGGAGUAAGAGCUGGGGUCGGAGGUCAACGAGGACAAAGAAAAACAUCAGCUACAGAUUUGAUGAAUUCGACGAGGCGAUCGAGGAGGCAAUCGAGGAAGACCUCAAAGAAGCCGAGGGUGGAGGAACUGGUCGAGGUAAAGACAUGGCCAACAUCACAGGAGGCCACAGAGGAAAGGACAUGUCCGUCAUCCUGCAAGCGGAUGAGGAGAGCAAGGAGAACGGCCGCCCGCCACAAAUCAGCUCGGCUCAGCGCAAGAGGAAGCGCCGGCGACUCAACGACCUGGACAGCGACAGCACCGUGGACGAGGAGGAAAGCGAGGACGAGUUUCGCAUCAGUGAAAGCUCAGAAGAAGAGUUUGUCGCGUCGGAGAACGGGUCGGAGGCAGAAGUCGACUCCAACAACAGCGACUUUGGCAGCAACGGCAGCGGCAGGCGUCACACUUCCUCACGGAAGAGGAAGCCACCGAAACGACGACGGAGCUCCCGAAAGCGGCGGAGACCGAGAGGCUACUCAGACGAUGAAGAGGAGGAGACGGAUGAGGACGAGGACGAUGAAAUGGCGACUGAAGGCUCCAGCGAGUUCAGCGACAGUGAUCUUGAUAUGAGUCGACGUCGGUCCCGGCGGAGUCAGAAGAAGCAGGUGAACUACUGCGAGACGUCGGAGUCUGACGGAUCUCGGGCCGCACCCAAACGGACGACAGUAAAACCCAGACAUCCCCGGGACAGUUCAGAGAGUGAAGCGGUUUCCUCCAGAGACUCUGAAGAGGAGCCGAGGGCGAAGAGGGUGAAGAGGAGAGCCGACUCCUCGGAGGACGAUGCACGGCAGCGUCACCGACGUGUCGCACUGAAACGCAGGAGAGCAUCCGAAGACGACUCAUCGGACGACUCAUCAGACGACUCAUCGGAGGAGGAUCGUCCCGUCCGCAAACGGGUGAACCGCAUCGAUUCGGACGAUGACGACGAGGAGGAGGAGGAGAAACCAAAGGAGAAGAAACCUGAGGAGGAAUCAAAGGGAACAAAUCCAUCGGACUGCAACGCGGUGGAGACGGCGUCCACCAACGGACAGAGCACGGUAAAGAACGUCGAGGGCGUCAUUACUCGACCCGCUGCUCCAGGCGCCCCCCCCCAAACGGAGCCGCCCAAAACCACCAGCGCGGCGCCGGCCAUCGCACCAAACGGCGUGGCCGGCCAGGAGAUGGCAGCGCAGGAGGAUGACGAAGACGACCUGUUGUUAGGAGUCACAGACCUAGUGGACUACGUCUGCAACGAACAAUUGUAAAAGAAAAAAUGGUGUACUGUUUCAUUCUUUUGUGGUAUUGUAUUUUUAUAUUGCUUAACUUUAUUAUUCCCUCCCCACCAACACGUCCUCGUCCUUUUUACUCGUGUCACGUGGAGCUCGACUCUCAGAAACCUCCGCCGCAGUAAGAACUGGAUCUUUGUCGCCAGUCUGUCCCUGUGGGAUUGUUCAAUAACCAGUAAGGGCACCGACUCGAGUCUCAUUCACGUGGUAACAAUCACCGUACCUGCAGACCACCCACAGCAUCCAGCUCCACUGCCAAACUACUUCCUCUGAAACUGUGUCACUCGGCAUUUCUCCCGUCACAUCGUCAUGUUUUCUGUUUUUUUAACGACGAGUUCAGCUCUGUGACCCAACGACGCGCCGGGAGAACUGGCACCGAAACUGUUUGUGUUGAAGAUUUGUUGUUUUUCUUGAAAUGACUGGGACAUUUUCUUGGAGUGAAGCAGAGAAUCAUUCCGUGAAUUAUAUGAAGUUCUUGCCAUCAAACAUGAAUUAUGGUUUUUAAAAAUGUUACCUCUUUCAAGGCUCAACUUUUUAAACAAUGUGCUUAUCGGCUCUCCGGCACCGUUGAGACGAGAAGAUCGAUACCACGCUCAUGUCCGUCAGUUUAAUAUGAGGCUAGCGGCUGUUAGCUUAGCACAAAGACUCUUCUAAUGCGGUACAAAGAAGGUACUUUCCCACUGGUCGGACCAGAGAGAACCAUGCUAUGCUAACAGUAGCUUGUUGAUGGUUACUUAAGUUGGGGAAAAAAAUACAGUUUGUUUUGAAAGAUGCAAACCAGACGUGAAUGAGAUUAAACGUUAAAGUUUCACAUUGAAAGCAACAGCGCCCUCUGCAGGUGCAUGUGAUGACUGAUUCUGUUAAGUCAAGAUCUGACUGCGUAUCUAAAUAAGGUGAAAUACGACUGAUCGGUGGAUAUUACCCACAAUCCCCUGCUUCAAGAGCCUGUUCCGUGAAUACAGGUGAUAAUCUGACCGAGUGUGUGUCUGUUCCCCCGUCAGCUGCUAUUUGUGGUCGACUGAGCAAACACCAGUUUGACUUUCAUGCGUAGUGUGUGUCCUCAAAUCAUUUGACUGUGUUAACAAAGGCUUUGGACGGGGGGGUCGUUUGAUAUUCUGAGUGUGAGGCAGAACGGGAAGAAGAUUUCAGUCUCUCCAGCCUCCAUCUAAAAUAGAUGUUGCUUAUUGAAAGGGAAUCAUUACCAAGUGAAACCAGAAACUAAACUAAAGAGCAAACAGCCUCAACUUGUCUCGUAACUUUUAAUAUUCUCUUCUUAGGCUUUUAAUUAUGAAUUUAACUAGAAACAAUCAAAGUAAAUGAAGUAAUUUCCCAUCAUGUGUCUCUGAACUUAAACUAUUCAGCCUCCGGUUGAUUUUUAUUUCUUAAGCUGCUUGAACUGUUCAGAUGUUAAGACUGA